GUCAAUGUCAUGUUCACGUUGAUCUUUUCUAUUUUGCCGUGUGCAAUUUCGCGUGUCUUUAACAAGUAUUUAUCGUUUUUCUUCUAUAUAAAUACAGUAAUUAAAUAAAACUACCUAGCGUAAAGGAGCUGGCCACUCUUAACCUGUGAAAAGUGAGGUUUAACUGUUGAAAAUGGCUGAAGGAAGUUCUCAAGAGCCGAAGAAGCCUAUGACGGACGAGGAGAGGUUAGCUUUGUGCCAGAAAAUGGACCAGGAGCUUGACGAUUUCAUUAACAGUUUGGAGCGUAAGAGAUACACAGAUGGAUGGUCCGAAGACAAGUGGGAAGAAGAAAUGGACAAACAUCCGUUCUUCAUGAAGAACUUGCCGGAGAACGGCGAGAUGUCCGCUCUGGCCGAGGGCCUGGCCAAGCUGAAGUAUGACCCGGAGGAGAAUACAGCGCUUGAACUGGCUGCUAACUAUAAGGAGGACGGGAAUUUUAACUUCCGUCAUAAGAACUAUCGGCUGGCUAUACUUGGCUACACAGAAGGCAUAAAAGUUAAAUGCGAAGACGCCGAAAUGAACGCAUUCCUAUACAACAACCGAGCGGCCGCGCAGUACCACCUCAAAAACUACCGUUCAGCCCUCGCCGACAGUGAACGAGCCUUAACUUUCAAACCAGAUCACAUUAAAGCUCGCCUACGUGCAGCUAAGUCCGCCUUUGAGAUAGCUAACUACGAUAAAUGCCUCGAACAUUGCGAUAAACUCCUUCAAGCUAACCCUAGUGACACAGAAGCAACAGAACUCAUAGCUAAAACUAAGAAGAAAGUCCUCAUUCAAGCCAGAGAUAAACGGAAGCAGGAAAGACUACAACAAGUCAAGCGGCAAGACAAAGAUGAGGUUAUAAAAGCGAUUUUGGAGCGAGGUAUCCGCAUUGCUAACUGUGAUGACGAUGAUGAUCUAGAUUUGUCUAAGUUAGAACCUAGUAUGCCUGGCGCUCAUGAUAAAAUCGUGCAUUUAGAAGAUGGGAAGUUACAAUGGCCAAUUCUUUUGUUCUAUCCAGAACAUAUGUUAACGGAUUUUAUCGUAGAUUGCCCCGAGGAUGUCCCAUUAGAAGCUCAGUUGUCUAAAGUGUUCCCAGCCCAGUGGGACUCUGAAAACAAAUAUGGAACGGAUAAAAUUAAUGUGUAUUCAGAAGGUUAUAACAAGAUUCCACAUAUUAUUGAUAUGAGCAAAGAUUUAGGAGAUAUAUUGAAAAUGAAAUAUUUUGAGGUGAAAGGUGGAACGCCUGCCUUUGUAGUGGUGCCGCGAGGUAGCGAAGUUGAGAAAAGGUUUCUUUCGGGAUAUUUCUCGUAAAUUGGUAGAAACAGGACUAGAAGUUGAUAUCAGUUGACUCUGAAUUGUUCCCAAAAUGUUAAACAGGUUAAACUUAAAAUAAUUAUCAUUUCGUGCCUGUAAGCUACACUCUACAUUUUGUUUUAUACUCUAUAUUUCACUUUUGUACUUCAAACUCUAUUGGUGAUAUACAAAUGUAAGUUUAUUAUAUAAAUUUUCAAAGAUUAUAAUUUGUAAAUACA
This is a messenger RNA of Leguminivora glycinivorella, 1554 nucleotides long. RefSeq names its product DNA polymerase interacting tetratricopeptide repeat-containing, protein of 47 kDa (gene Dpit47). Gene Ontology annotation, molecular function: Hsp90 protein binding. The coding region runs from base 173 to 1333 and encodes 386 amino acids. NCBI's taxonomy places the organism in Eukaryota, Metazoa, Arthropoda, Insecta, Lepidoptera, Tortricidae. The transcript has 4 exons. The record is from RefSeq and is a predicted model, not a curated record.